CUGUGUUGGUUGACUGUGCCGACAGUUCCAUGUCCGUCAAACGUACUCACUGUACGAUGUUUUACGUGUUGUGAUCUUGUGUUAUGCGAUCAUACGAAGAAAAUAGUGUUCAAAGUUUCAUUGUCAGCUCCACUCAAAUCGGCCAUGUGAGCAGGACAAAAAUAUCUCCGGAAAUGGUGCAGCGGCUAGUAAGCCCGUGUCAAGUGACGUACCGUGCUAUUAUUGUGUGGUUUUUGUAGUACAUGGCGAAAGCUCACUGCACUCAGCGACGGUCAUCUUCGCGCCGACUCUACGUCCAGUCGUCCCUAUGACCAUUAGCCGGCACAGAAAAAUGAGACACCACAGAAACACCGUGGCGCCCUGCAGAGGGACGGCAACGAGGAGCAAGGGCCUGCUGCUGCAUGCUGGUCGCCCAUCAUGGCCAUGAGCUUGCCCCUGCAGCCCGUAGAAACGACCGCCAAUGGCCUCGGCUGCAACCGGCGCAGGUUCCUCUGCCGGGAGUGGGCGUUUGCCAAGCUGGCCCACUGCCUCGACCAGCGACCAGCAUCCAAAACAUGCGGUGCUCUUGUGGUUGGUGGGCCAGGCUGUGGCAAGACUGCCUUCUUCCAGGAGAUUGCACAGCCCACGGUGCCCGACCCGGAGGCGCACCAGCACGUGCUCAGCCGGCGCCUGCUGGCUCACCACUUUUGCCAGGCGCACGACACGCGCACCCUGGCCGUGGCCUCGUUUGUGCUGGGCCUGGUGCGCCAGCUGUGCCGGUGCGAGCAAGCAGGCCUGCUGAACGGCUACCAGGACCGACUGCGCGAUGCCGAAGCUUCACUCGAGCCUGUGGCAUGUGCACGAUGGCCUGAUGAGGCAUUUAAAAAGGCGGUAUUGUUUCCGCUGCUCGAGAUAGAGCCACCCGAGCAGCCCUGCCUGCUGCUCGUGGACUCGGUUGACGAGUCGCUCCUUGUCCAGGUGAAUACCUCUGGUGUGACAGGCAGUCAUCAGCACCAUCGGCACCACCACCACCACCACGAUGGUGGUGAACGAAGGCACCACUGUUUGCCCGAUGGUGGCAGAGGUAGCCGCACCAUUGCAGAGUUGCUGGCUGCCCACCAGCAGCUAUUUCCGCAGUGGCUCCUGCUGGUCUGCUCAGCACGCCGGCAGAGCAAGACCAUCACACGCAUGUUCACUGGCUUCAGAAAGAUCAGCCUGGAUGACCUUCGCAAGGCGUCCGUGGUACGUGACAUGCAGCAGUACAUCCUGGCCCGGCUGGAUGGUGAGGAGGCCCUGCGUCAGCAGCUGGGUGCCCGUGACACGGCCGAGGCCCUCAACCAGCUGCACAUCAAGAGCAAUGGCUGCCUGCUGUACCUCGAGUGUCUGCUCGAUGGUGUCGCCCAGCGGUGGGUGACGCUGCGUGAGAUACGACACAUUCCAGGCACCCUCAAUGGCCUCUACCUGUGGCUCUGCCAGCGCCUCUUCCAGCGGCGGCAGUUCUUGUGCGUGCAACCUGUUCUGCAUGUGCUACUGGCAGCUGCGCAACCACUGACGGCAGAAGAGCUGUUCCUGUGCCUGUGGACCCGCAACCAGCUGCUGACCCCUGAUGAGUUCGGUCGACGGUUGGCCCUGCUCUCGCGACUGCUUGUGGAGCGUGAGGACGGCUGCCUGCUGCUCUUCCACCACAGCUUUGCCGAGUGGCUGCUCGAUGUGAAGCACUGCACCCAGAAGUACCUCUGCCAGGCGGCUGAAGGACAUGCCAUGCUUGCCAUGAUGCAGACACUGCGAGGCCCACAGCUGCCGCCCACACAGGUGCAGGACUUGGCCCACCACUUGCUACGGCUGCCACCUUGUGAUGCUGUGGAGCCCCAGCACCUGACCCUGUGGCUUCUCUACUCAGGGGUGCCUCUGGAGUGCGCAUUCUGCCCAACUGUGGGCAGUGUGGUCAUCCCCAGGGACCCAGCCGUGCUCAGACUCCUGCUGGAAGCGGGUGCCCGACUUCCCACUGCCAGUGCGGCGGGAUCGGACGAAGGAGGCUCACCUGUGCCCUCAAUGCCUCCCGACCCUCUGGAUGCUUUGCUGGGUUCAGGGGCAUCGGUUGACGACGCGGAUGCCAACCAGCGGGCACUGUUGCACUCGGCUGCCUACGAAGGAGACGCUGCGAUGGUGGAGCGACUCCUGCAUGCCCAGGCUUCACUGGAAUUGGCCGACAGGAAUGGCCAAACACCGCUAAAUUUGGCUGCACGGCAAGGACAUGCAGAUGUGGUGGUUCUGCUUCUCAAGGCGGGGGCCAAUCCUGACCACGCCGACAACGAGGGCUGGACACCUCUGCGAUCGUCAGCAUGGGCGGGACAUGGACAGGUUGUGGAAGCCCUGCUUGAAAACAAGGCACAGGUGGACUUGGCAGAUGGUGAGCAACGGACGGCACUGCGUGCGGCAUCGUGGGGAGGCCAUGAAGAAGUUGUUGCGCAGCUUCUGGAGAAAGGGGCCGACGUCAAUCGUGCGGACCGUGAGGGCCGCACAGCCCUCAUUGCUGCUGCUUACAUGGGCCAUGCGGAGAUCGUGGAGCGCUUGCUUGAUGCUGGAGCUGAGGCCAACCACGCGGAUGGGGAUGGACGCACGGCGCUCUCGGUGGCUGCGCUGUGCGUACGUCCGUCCGAGGGCCACCUUGGUGUGGUGGCCCUGCUGUUGGAAAGGGGUGCCCACGUGGACCAUGUCGACAAUGAAGGCAUGACUCCUCUGCUGGUGGCAGCAUUCGAAGGUCAUCGGGAGGUCUGCGAGCUACUCUUGGAUGCUGAGGCCGACUUGGACCAUGCUGACCACAGUGGACGAACGCCCCUGUUUGCGGCUGCGUCCAUGGGCCAUGCGGACGUGGUGGGCCUGCUUCUCUUCUGGGGCGCCUAUGUGGACAGCAUUGAUGCCGAGGGACGAACGGUGCUCUCCAUUGCAGCUGCCCAAGGCAGUGUCGAGGUGGUGCAACAACUCCUCAACCGAGGGCUCGACGAACUGCACAGGGACAAUGCAGGCUGGACACCGCUGCACUAUGCUGCGCUGGAGGGUCAUGCCGAGGUUUGCACCCUGCUCAUGGAGGCCGGUGCCCAGGCCUCGGAAACGGACAAUGAGGGGCGCACACCGCUUAUCUUGGCAGCACAGGAAGGACACACACAGGCUGUGCGUGCCAUGCUGGACUUUGGAGGUCAUCCUCCAUCGCUGGUGGACCACAGGGCUCACGAUGGCCGCACCGCCUUUCGGGUGGCUGCCCUUGAGGGACACAAGGAAACUGUGCACGUCCUGCUGAGUUACAAUGCGGACGUCAACUACCAGGAUGCAGAUGGUCGCUCGACACUGUAUGUGCUUGCCUUGGAGGGUCGGGUAGACAUGGCAGACUACAUUUUGGCUCACGGAGCUGACCCUGAGAUUGGCGAUCUCGAAGGGCGCACACCACUGCACGUGGCUGCCUGGCAGGGCCAUGUCGACUUGGUUGAACUGCUGCUCAGCCGCGGAGCCGAUGUUGAUGCCGAGGACAGUGACCAACGCACUGCCCUGCAGUCGGCCGCCUGGCAGGGACAGGCACACGUGGUCAAGCUCCUGCUGGAGCGAGGGGCUCAGGUUGACCACAUCUGUGUGGAAGGUGCCACAGCCUUGGGCAUUGCCUCUCAGGAAGGCCACGAAGCGGUCGUGCGUGCCUUGCUUGAGCAUGGGGCUGAUCCUUCCCACGCCGACCAGUGUGGCCGAUCUCCGCUGCGCGUUGCGACCAAGGCAGGGCACCUCAAUGUUGUCCGACUGCUUGAAGAGUUUGGGCCGCUCAGCGCGGCCCUGGGGUCUGUCAGCACGUCGUCACUCGCCUCUGCAGCGUCCACUGCACCGUGUGCUGCCCCUCUCUUCUGCCCAGAGUCUCCUGAAUCUACCAGCGACAAACGCCGCUCUCUUGCAUCCACCCGCUCAGACUCCAAAUCGUCUAGCAACCGGACUGACUCGACGGCUCGCUCCCAACGCAAUGUUACUGCUGUCGCAGAGCCUGGAGCAGCCAGCCUCAGCUUCACCCAGCAAAUCCAGCAGUGCACACGUUCGCGGCACCGUGCAAGCCGGCUCCUUUCUCCCCUCAACAGUGAGGGUCGCGCGCCGUCCAGUCCUCAGAGCUGCAACUGGCUGCCAGCGGCAGUUGUGCCUCCGCGCCCACUGCCAGAUCUUCCUGCCGCGGAUGCACGGCCAAGGCGCAAUGGCAUUGUUACCAAUCCCAACUGCAAAGGAAACAAGCGUUGCGUGUCCGAUCAACUGCACAGCAAGGUAGUCAACUACAGGGAGGGAGUGAAGGGGCUUUCAGUGAAGAAAGAGACACCCCUGUAACUCGCAAAAUGCAUUAUUAUUCUGCACGGCAGUGCAGUAGGCGCAGAGGUGGUAUGCAGUGUGUCUUGUCAGGAUUAAGGGUCAACAGCCUGUUCUCUGUGGCACAUGUAGUGUACGAAUCGCUGCAGGGCUCUGCUGCAACAGCUUUGGGUGUAGCCCACCAUAGUUCUUUCCCAUGGAAAUGUGCGCUCGGUGCCUUUAUUUCAAGUUUGUUUGCGCCGGUGCUUCUUUGAGGGCCCCAGAACACUCUUGCUUUAUGAUCUGUCAUGAAGUUGCACUUUGUUGCUUUGCCAAGGUUUCCUGAACAGGUUGGAUAUCACCUUGCCCUUUGAGCUUGCGCUGUAAUCUUAAUAUAUAGUGAGCGGUUGUUCCUCCGCAUGAGCAGGCGUGGAUCGUUGAACGUCUCCUCAGAGACCUCAUCACCCAGGCCUUUCUUGAAGGAGUGCAUACAUACUUUUUAUUGUUCCUUUCUUUUUGCAACUCUUUGAAGCCUGGAGGACCGUAAGUAGUUUGCUGGUGGUGCAAAUGCGGGAGCACACACUGCACGUUGAUGUGACCCUCACUCCACUGGACCAGCUUCUGCAUCUUGAAAAAGCUAUUUAAGGGACUCUGCACUUUGGGGCUUCAAAUUAUCUUGUCCUUGGUUUGAGGUCUUGUUGGACCAUCGUUUAACGUUGGAAAUAUUGUGCCAGCACUACUGCAUCCCAAUUCAGUCAGAGCACAUAGAAAUUGCUUCAAUGCUUAUUCAAAGUGAAUAAUGACGGAAAGAGCUAUGAUAUGUAAUCAUUGCAUAUGGCCCCUUUGCAAAUAUAUUUCACAUGCUGGGUGCUCUUCUCGUUUACAACGCCUUCAUUUGCACUCAACUAUCUCUUAAGCAGGGUUGCACACUAUUUUGUUGCUGUAUAGAUUUUCCAUGAAGGGUGUUUUACUUAGUGCACCAUUAUUUUGUGAACUGAAGCAGGUUCUUGUGGCUGGGAAAGCCAUUCUCAUGCAGCCACCAAGUGGGAGCAAUGCUUUAACCCUUUCACUGCCAAUCCCGAGUGUACUCGUUUUGCCUCUUUAAAUCACUCCCUGCCUCUCGCGAGACAACUCUUGGUAAAGAAAAUAAAGUGGGCGUCUAUGGAGGGAACACAUAAGCAAGUACAAAAUUUUUUUACAUGCUUGCACACCUGCGUCGACUCGUGUCUCAGCAGCACAGCCAUGGCGUGUGCGCAUUAUUUGACAGAAGAAAUUCAGGAGCUCUUGAUCAGACUCUGAAUAAAAUGGAUAAUUAGUUAGCAGCUCUAAAUUGAUCGCUAAUUAGUUCAUUAUUUGUAAUUUUCUUGUAAUCCUUAAUUUGCUUGUAAUGAGUGCUACUUUUUAUUUGACGAGAUAAUCUGCAAUAAAAAUGUUUACAUAUCCUGAAGAACAUCCUACUGCAUUGCGCCCGGCAGUGAGAGGGUUAAGAAUUGCAUGUAGGUGGUAUCUUUCUGUGCUUGCCGUGUUUCAUGAAAUUGGAAGACCAGGUAUUAUAUAACUAGCAGUUAGAAUUAAUAUGGCAAUUUUUUCAUGCAAGAUUCUAUAUCGUUAAAAACAGCCUCAUGAACAAAUUAUUUAUGUGCAUAUUUUCAUCAAAUCAAAUUAUGAGCUCUGAGAACAUUAAAGGAUGCUGGCAGGGAUCAUGCAAUGUUUGUAAAUUGAGAUUCGUGAACAGCAAUAUUGACAAACAUACGUCAAACAACUUUUUUCAGUCUUAACCACAAAUGGGUAGCUUGACUGAACAAUGCAAGACCUAGUCACAAUGCUGUAAUGGGAAUUUGGGUUGUACACUUGGGCAAGCACUUUCUCCCAUGUUGGCUCAAGGCAAGGCACGUUUGAUAAAUGACUCACGGACAGUAUUAAGUACCUUAGACGCCCUGAAUUUAUCACCCUAUGCACGCAAGUCAUUGGACAAGCACUGCAAAGUACAUUGUGUGUUGAGCCAAUCUGCUCUGUGCAUGGCAGAAUAAUCGUUGCGUGAUGCGUCUAGUCAGCUCUCCUACAUGGUCAUUGAAGCAGCAGUGGAAAGAUGUCUCCAGGCAGUUGUACAGAACCAAGCAAUAGUUUGGACCAAAUAGAGAUUGGGCAAUACAAGUUUCUGUUGCCAGAGGUAUUGCAAGUUACACCGAGCUGCGAGUUUUAUUUUUGCAGACGGCCCACGUUGCCCCGUGUUGAUGCGACAAUCGUGGGACUCCACCAGUGAAUCGAGUCUGCUGGAAAAAUGGCUUUUAGACUUUGAGGUUGCAGUAAUCGCCUAGUAAUAGCCUGAAGAACAGCCUGAAGUGUCCCAAUAGGAGUAAAGGUAAGACUAUGUUUGUGGGAACGCAGAAAGAUGGUGGAUUGCACUCCAGCUGGGUAUCACAUUGUUAUGAGCAAAUGCUUGCUCUCGUAGCUUUGUGCUUUCAUUGUUGAAUGGGUGCAUGUGAAAAGCUUUCAUGUAGCCCAGGUUUUAAAACAUUGCUUGUGCAGCGGACUUAGUUUUGAGAAAUAAAAAUGCUUGUAAGAA
Molecule: messenger RNA, 6850 nt
Organism: Rhipicephalus sanguineus (brown dog tick)
Lineage: Eukaryota; Metazoa; Arthropoda; Arachnida; Ixodida; Ixodidae
Product: ankyrin repeat domain-containing protein 50-like
Molecular function (GO): protein binding
Source: RefSeq, a predicted model, not a curated record